Messenger RNA from Mya arenaria, 5820 nucleotides. Its product is annotated as syntaxin-binding protein 4-like. Bases 178 to 2070 code for a protein of 630 amino acids. The transcript has 18 exons. NCBI's taxonomy places the organism in Eukaryota, Metazoa, Mollusca, Bivalvia, Myida, Myidae. The record is from RefSeq and is a predicted model, not a curated record. Gene Ontology annotation, molecular function: protein binding.
GUCUAGAAGAUUCAGAUCUGUUUACUAUAAUUAUUAAUAAAAAUAAACAAAACAAUGCAUUUAUCAGGUACUAGUUUAACUAAACAAAUGAACAAUUGAGAACAAAUGAAGAAUUGUUGCAUGAGAUUGUAAUUAACAGCAACAUGAUCGUAAUGAAAUGAACAAAAAGCAGCGAAAAUGUCGGACACGUUGGUGAUUACGAGUACAGAGCUGCAGCAUGAGGCUCUUCUUCAGGAGAAUGCAGGAGAACCUGGGGCGGUUGCAGACCAGAAUUACCGGGUGGCUGAACUUGUGGUGUUGGAGAACUGUAAAAAAGGCAUUGGCAUCAAGAUUGUUGGAGGUUGCAGCAUAGAUUGUGAGGAACUGUAUAGCGUCUUUAUCAAGAGGAUUCUGCCUGGGGGCUUGGCUGACUCACAAGGUGGUUUACAGCGAGGAGAUCAGAUUCUUGAAGUGAAUGGGGAAAGUCUUGAAGGUGUCACAAAUGAAAGAGCUGCCUCAAUAUUGCGUCUGGCUUGCUUCACCAACCACCUAGAGAUGGUCAUCUGUAGGGAUGAACAGGCCAUGACAGAUUUCAGGGAAGUCAUGGAGAAGAAGCAGAACAAGAGUGUUCCAGCUUCCCUCACCCCGGCCUCCGAAGCCCAGAUCCCCGCCAUUUCCUCCCACCUUGGGGACUCAGACAGUGAACACGGGCAGCUGGCCCCCAGCAGUGAUGUCAACACACCCGACAAUCAACCAAUGGAGCCCCUAGUGACCCCUACAGAUAUGAUGGGAGCAGAAGCCCAGAUCCCUAAUGGAGUGACCCCUAAACUGCCAUGGAGGGGCUUUCUACCCUCACAGUCCUCAACACCCAAUCGAAAAGUUCCAGGCCCCGUGAUGUCCCUGGCCAAUACCCUCUCCAACACAGGAAGUUCUGGUGCCCCGACAGUAGAUUUCUCUCCAGUUCCUGGCCCGGUAAUGUCCCUGGCCACUGCCCUCUCCUUCAGUUCGGUGUUCGGGGGAGAGGAACCACUAGGCUCCUCAGGGGUCGGGGAAAACUCAACCCUCUCUCGGAAACUCUCCAUAGGCCCGAAGGAGAAAGUCGAAGUGAACAAAUUGACUUCGGCCCUGGCAUAUCUAGGCCUUGAUGUUACUGCAGACAAGGAGGCCCUGAUGAGAUCCCAUCUCAAUGUUGAUUCAGCCGGCAAGGUUUUAUAUGGAGAUGUGGUUGAGGUGGUGCGCGAUGUGUUCAGAGAGGAGCUUGAAUGUCGCAGUAUGGGCACCAGUGGCUUCUUAGGGCUCGAUAGUGUCUCCAGCAUGCACCCACCACCCGAAUACAGAAGCAGAACCGAGAUGAAUGGUGGGGCGAGUGGGGGCGUGGCUACCCCUGAGGUGGAGCUAGAGGAACUAAGACAAGAAAACCUCCGACUUCAGAUGUUGUUGGAGGAGAAAGAAGAGGAGGUUCAGACCAUUAGAAAGGAGCAGCAGGAGAUGCGCAGCAAGGUCCACCUGGCCGCAAAGGCCCAGAAGGUGGCCCGAGACAUGGAACAUGAUUAUGAGGAGGUCGUCCAUCUUCUCGAGAGUGAAAUAGCCCAGCUGAAGCUGCAGCUUAACAGACAAGUGGAGAAUGACCCGGUAACACAGCGACGGUUAGCAGUGCUUACAUGUCAGCUACGCAAGGCCGAAAAUGAGAAAAGAACACUGAAAGUGGCCACUGAAAAGCUGCUGCAAUUUGCCGAGAAUGUCAAAGAUACCCUGGGUGACUCAGCAGGUGGAGCCAAAUCCCGGCCUCUGACCGGGGCUAAGUCCCCUGGUAUCCUGGGUAAACACAAACCCCCUAGCACGGCUGCCAGCAAGGCCCUGGGUGGGGAGGCUCGGGAUGUGAUCAAGUCUGUCAGGGGGCUCAUUGAUGGCCAGCCUUUGCCGUUUGGUUGGGAGGAGAACUACACAGCUGAUGGAGUCAAGUACUACAUCAACCAUUUAAAUCAGGUGACAACAUGGACUCACCCACUGUCUAACAUAUCCCAUGUUCCCCCAGCUGACACCCCCACAGAGGAGAAGAGUCCAAGUCAGGAUAAACCAAACUCAUUGUAGCAUGAUAACAUAGAUGAAGAUGCCAGUUCAAACAUACAGUUGUGCAUAACAAUCAGUUUUAUCUACCUAUGGUUGUGAAAUAUGGGGAUUUAUAUAAUCUACAUAGAGAUGAUACAUUUUAAAUUUUGCAAACUAUUAUUAUGAGAACAUGGCUGAAAAUCUAUGAUUAUUUUUUUUUUUUAAAUCACCUAGGUACAACCCUAACUUGAAUAUCGCAACAGGAACUUUAUUUUAACCAGAAGUUUCAUCUCAUAAUUAUAUUACGUCUUAAAAUAAUAUUUAUUCGUCAUGAAAAAUUCCAUUUGAGACAUAAGUAAAAGUGAGGUUAGGGAAAAAUAUAUUCAGAGAAUUUGUUAUAUGACUUUUUUUUAAUGAGUACUAUAUUGUUUCACUUCCUUUAUGUUUGGAUAUUGUUGUUCAUAUUAUUAGGGGUGCUAUGCAUCUAAAAAACACAUAAAUCUUUAAACCGAAUCAUUAAACACUCCCAACAAGAAUAUUACAUUACUGUAUUACAGUAAAUGACCCAUGUAACAUCAUACCUUAGCCUAGAGAAAUUAUUACCUAGAAAAAUGUUAUGUUACUUAAAAUCAUACAUCGUAUUCACUUUUUCUUGAAGAAAAAUGUGUUUACACUAUCUCUUUCACAACGUGUUGUGAUUAUGUAUGCAUCUAGUCCUUUUAAAUCUAUGCAUUUAUAUAGCAUUUAAUUUUAUCCCUGAAAUGUCUCGAAAUCCAUGAAUCUCGCUUAUACCGUCCAUUAUUUCUCUAUUAAUUCUAGAAAUUUUUAUUUUGUCAUACAAAAUGUAGCUAUAUUUAAGUAUACUUAAAUAUAAGGGUGCCAGCAAGAAUGUAAUAUUUCCUUCUAUAUAUUCAGGUUGUAAUUACAGUAUUGCAAGCAAAUACAAUUUACAUGAAACAUUAUAUGUGACAUGCUGUUGAUCUGUUAUACUUUAUUCAGAUAACUAUUCGAUGUAAAAGUUAUUUUUCAUUUUUUCUUUACUUCACUAUAAAUUUGGAAUAAUUUGGUUCCUAAAUCGCUGUCUUAGUGUUUGGCACCUAUGUCUCUAUACAAGCCAUUGCACAAGGUGGACCAAUAAAUAACCAACUUGGGAAAUUGGCCGUUGUAUUCAUCAGAGGUUAUCUAAACAAAUCAAUCAGAACGCUUCUGGCAAUGGCAUAGACAGAGACAUGACUGAAGACACUAAAUGCCGUUUAGUGUAGUGCCAUAGUGCCCUGUUCCUAAAAUAUGCAGGGUUUUGAUUUAAAGAAAAUAAUUUUUUUUAGAUGUUGUAACUUGUUACUUAGAAAGACAACGAAUGCUGGUAUAAAGUUUGGUAUUGUAUUGUUAUUCAUGUAGAUCAUUUUAACUCCACAAAUAUACAUAUGAUAUAACAUGUAAUUAUACAUAGGCAAACAAAUUAUUUUUAAAAUUUGUUAUGCUUUGUGUUACUAUGAAAGUUGCAAGGAAAAUGUUUUUAACUAUUUACUAUAUAAUCAAUCAUGUUACAAAACUUUACAGUUUUAUUCUACUAUAAUUAUUUUUCUAUCUAGAAAUGACUGAUUCCUUGUUGUGAAUUUAUUGCGAUAUAUUUAGUAAUUCCGUUAAUGCAGACCUACUUAUAUUACUAUUUAAUAACCACUGCCAUUUUCACUAUUCAAUAAUAUUCGUCAAAACAAAUAUAGUGGCUGCUGAAUUUGACAUUUUGUCAGUGUCCUAUCUAUGGUUUUAUUUGAGGUUUUUUCUCCAAUUUUUUUGUAUUUUUUGCCUGCGUCCUAUCUAUGCUAGCAUCCUGUACUCAGUGAUUUAUGUUAAUAAGAAUACAAAGUGGUUAAACAGUUUGAUGAAUCUUAUUUUUGUGCAGUCUUAGUGGUUCCGUACAAUGUUUUAGAGUGUUUCCUUUGCUUUUGACUACACAUUAUUGACCGUAUUUGAAUGGUAACAAGUAGGCGGAGCUUAACCGUUCAAUAAGUAGCAUAUUGAUAAAUUACAAUGUUAUUCACCUAUACCCCAUGCUAGUUAUUGAGCGUUGUCCUUGACAACAUAGUACAUAGCAGUUAUGUCACCCAUUACACUCGUUAUUGAAAUUAUAUACUCGCUUUGAAGUGCUCGUGUAUGAUAAUUCCAAUAACUUGUGUUGUGGGUGCAGUUAACUAUUGUGUGUAUACCAUGUGAUAAAUUAUGUCAUAAAUGCUACGUUGGAAGGCGACAUUUUGCUUCAAAUGAAGACUUCAAGCAAAGAUAACUUCACUAUUUGUUCACCAUUUUAAAUGAAACAGAGUGCAGUCUACAUCGCUAACGUAGCCCCGCCUUUGGUCUUUUUCUAGAGUUUGAUUUAGAGUCUAGUUUCUUUAAGCUAAGCUUUUCCUGAAACGCCACCUGAUGGAGCACAGGUUUGUCGAAGUGUUUGUGGAAACUAAUCAUAUCAUAAAACCCAAGUAAUAAGACAAAGGUGGGGCUCUUUGAAUGGCAUAGACUACCUUUGUCUCAUUUUAAAUGAUGCAGAAAAGGAAAAGUUUUCUUUGUUUUAAUACAUUCGAAGCAAAAUGUUGCCUACCAACGUAGCAUGACAUUAUUUAUCACGUGGUAUACAAAUUGACUUUUUAGUUUUUGAAAUGUCAUUUUUAAGCUGGCCAAUGAUAUUGGAAAAUGUGUUUAAUCUUUAAAUGAAUAUCUAGGAAGAUUGAAAUCACUUACCUCGAUCAUUCAUGCUCAUGUUCCUGUGCCAUUUUACGUGUACAUUAUACAUUGUGUACCAGUUACAGCAUAUCUUUUUUUAAAGCAACUGUGCACCAGAUGAUCAAUUUGCAAGAAAAAAAGAAGAUUGUCGAAAACUAAAAUAAACUUGGUAUUAAUGUGUACAAUGCAUUGAAACUUACUAACUAAAGUACUACAUAGUUUACAAUUUAUUCAAGUUUAGCAGUUAUUUCAUAUUUUUCCAUAAGAAAAGAAUACUGGGUAUGUCUACCUAGUAGAAUUCAUUCCUAAUGCUUAAUUGGCUAGUCGAUGUUAUCACGUGAUAUUACCAAGUUAGGUAGAUAACUUAAAUAUACCUCUCGUUUGGAGUAACCCUUUGUAGCACAGUGGAUACAACACUGGACUGCAAUUUUAGCGACACGGGUUCGAAACCGGUCUCCGACACAAUUUUUUUUUACAUUUUGGUACUUUUUUUACAAUUAUGAUAUCAAAUCGUAACACAUUCUAUUAAAUUAUUGUCCUGAGAUUCGUUACAGAAAAAAACUUUUUUUGGUGCCAAUCUGGUGUACAGUCCCUUUAAUAUACAGAAAAAGUAUGCGCAUAAUGAAAAAUUAAAAUUAAAGUGUAAGACUAUAGUUUUUUUUCAAAAUCCUUAUUUUAUUUUGGAUCAUUGAAAUCCAAGUCCCAUAUGUUUUACUCGUAAAAUUGUUAGUGGGCUGAUUUAUUUCUGAUAGGAAUUUUUAAGCUUGUAUUUACAACAUAUUUUUUUUAUUUCUAUUGCUUAUGUUUUUAUUUAUUUAUUCAUAAUCAGCCUUAUUAGACAUUGGUAAAUGGAGUCAUGAUUUACUGCAAUAUAUGUAUUUUCUUUAGUUUAUUUAACUUUGUUUUACAAUUUAUUAGCUUAUGAUAUUUAUGUGUUUUUUCGAUAGAAGUCUUUUGGUUGUUUUAGCUGUGUAUUAACAAGAUUAUAUAACCAUUCUUUCGAGCGUAUUAACUUUGUAUAGAAAAACAGAAAAACUUGUAAUCUCAUUAUUUAUAAUAAAGGUGCUAACAUUG